AUGGUUCUCCGGGGUCUCCGGGAGCGCUUUCACAAGCAUCGCCUCAGGCAUUCCUCCGCAGAUUCAUCUACACUGGAAUCCGGCCGUAGCUCACAGCAAUCCCAGAGUAACCAGAAUCCACCAAAUUCCUGUGUGGCAGCCCCAGAUAGUCCCAAGGAUCUAUGGCAAGAGGCCUUCGACAAACUCGACCAGCCCGCCCGAGACAAACUAUGUUCUAUCCGAAAUGCGGACGGAGGCCUUCACGCCCGUACGGAGGAACUCCUCCAGUCCAUAGUCCAGACCACACAGCGGCAAUACGAUGAGGACGAAAAGCGAAACGGGGAGAGCAAGACCCGCCAGCUACGGGUGUAUGCCCAUAAGACUCUCAGCGCCGCCUUGUCCUUUCAGAGUGUCAUAAGCGCAGCGGCAGCUUGCGAUCCGACGGGACAUGCGACCACGGCAUGGACGUUCGUGUCCCUGGCGCUCACGAUGGCCAAGAAUCGACAUGAUUUACGCGAAGCCGCAUUCGAGUCUUCUGGAUUCAUCGCCGACACGCUCGAGCGAUAUGCCGUUGUGGAGAUGUAUUGUCGCCGUUCGGUAAACACCAACACGCAGGUCCCGUUGGAAAGAUUGUUCAUCGACACCUAUGUCGCCAUCCUAAAGUAUACUGCAGAGAUGGUGACGGUUCGGCAGGCGAACGUCGGCAGGAUGCUUCUUCUAAGUAUUACCGCCCUGAAGGACCAGCCGCUGAGCACGCUCAAGUCCGCCAUUGCGGAGCAAGAUAAACAGCUCGACAGUUGGAUGCGGCUGGACCAGUACCGUCGUCGAGACGAUGAAGCGGAGAAGCUACUCACGCAGAUCGACGUGAUCGCUGCCGAUGUCCAAAGCUUGAUCCAGGAUUUUGAGGUCGCCAAGCUUGUGGUUGCCGACGGAGCAGCAUAUGACUCCUAUGCAAACCAACUUAAUGAGGGGUGCCUCGAAAACACCAGAACCAGUCUACUCCGGCGGAUCAUGGCGUGGGCGGAAUCGCCAGAUGAGAAGUGCAUUUUCUGGCUGAAUGGCAUGGCGGGGACCGGCAAAUCCACAAUCUCAAAGUCUGUUGCACGGAAAUUACAAGAUAAGAACUACCUCGGGGCAAGCUUCUUCUUCAAGAGAGGCGAGGCUGAUCGUGGAAACGCAAGCCGAUUUUUUGCCACGAUUGUUGAACAACUGAUUGUCCAUGAGCCCCGAUUGAUCCCGCGCGUUAGAAAGGCGAUACAACGUGACUCAAAGAUCGCCGCGAAGGGCCUUGUACAGCAAUUCGACGAACUCCUCCUGAAGCCCCUCUUGGCCCUGAAUGAUGAUCUUUCGCAGCAUUCGGUGUUGGUUUUGGUCAUUGAUGCACUGGAUGAGUGCGACAAGAUUGAAGACGUGCAGCAGUUGAUUUCCCUUCUUCCCCGGAUCCAAGAGUCAAAAGCGAUCCGACUCCGCGUGUUCAUAACCAGUCGUCCAGAAUUUAUUAUCAAAACAGGAUUCAGAAAAUUAUCUAGAGAUGACCAUGAUGACGUAGCCCUGCACGAAAUACCUGCCGAGACUGUUGAGCAGGACAUCUCGUUGUUCAUACGAGACAGACUGUUGCAGAUCCGGACGGAACGACAAUUGCCGAGUGAAGACGACUAUAACUGGGCUGACGAGGACGACGACUUCUCCAAAUGGCCAGAGGAGAGCGAGGUUGCGCAGCUGAUUCAAAUAGCCCUCCCGUUAUUCAUCUCUGCCGCCACCAUGUGCCGAUUCAUCGAGGAUCCAUUGAAAGACCCAAGAGACAGGCUGAGGAUAAUCCUCGAGAAUCAACCCGCAUCCCACAUAUCAGUGUUAGGCAAGACAUACCUUCCCGUAUUUUCUUCAAUCUUAGCAUUUGAAGAUAAAAGUGAACACGCACAGACAGUGAAUGAGUUCAAGAGACUGAUCGGGCCUAUUAUCAUCCUCGCCAGUCCACUGUCGGUCAGCGCCCUGGCAUGUCUUCUCGGGAUACCAAAAUCCACAAUCAGCCGUCAAUUGAGCUUCCUUACCUCUGUGAUCUUCGUACCGAAGGACAAAGGCCAGCCCGUGAGGCCAUACCAUCAAUCCUUCCGAGAUUUUCUGCUCGCGGCCAAGACUCGCGAAGAGACCCCGUUCUGGGUAGAUGGUGAAGCGAUGCAUCGGCACGUAGCUCUCUGCUGCAUACGAGUCAUGGAACGAUCGCGGACCGGCUUGCGGAAAAAUUUGUGCAACAUACCGAGUUAUGGAACUUUGCGUUCGGAGAUCGACAGGGAGAAAUGUAGUCAAAGUAUAUCUGAAGAGCUCAGAUAUGCGUGCCGAUAUUGGAUUCAUCAUCUGCAAAGGGGAAAGGUUGCUCUACGAGAGGGUGACGAGACUCACCAGCUCCUAGAAAAACACCUUCUGCACUGGUUUGAGGCGAUGAGCAUCUUAGGCUAUAUAUCUGAGGUUGUGGUCAAUAUCAACAUUCUGCGGAAGUUGUUAGAGGUAGGUCUCAAUCUCAGACGCCGCCGAAAAAAACAAAAACAAAAAAGAAACGAAAGUUUUUUUCUGAUCAAGGUUAAACAGGUGCAGGAUGAACCAUUGCUGUCCGGAUUUCUCUAUGACGCUCACCGAUUCAUUCUGAAGAACUUAGGGAUUGCCGAGAAGGCUCCGCUGCAGCUAUACGCUUCUGCACUUGUGUUUGCUCCGCAAAAGUCUCUCAUCAGAAACAUAUUUGCGAGGUAUAUACCUCCAACUAUUUCUCGGCUGCCAAAUGUGGGAUUGGAGUGGGGCCCAGGAUUGCAAUCUUAUGAAGGCCACAAUGGGAGGAGCAUAAUAGGGGUGGCAUGCUCGCCAGACGGCGAAGUCAUUGCUUCGAUGGAUAAGGUUGGAACGAUCAUACUUUGGAGUACGGUCACAGGAACCAUUCGCCAGAGCUUCAAAGCAAUCCACGACAAGGACGAACUGCCCAAAAUACAGCCAGGUGAUAGUAAGCUAACGUUCUCUCCCGAUGGUAAAUUACUGGCAUCGGUGUUCAAAAAAGAAAGCGGCAUCCAGCUAUGGGAGGCGCCCACCGGGUUACUGCACGGAGAGAUUCCCAGACAUCUUUGGUGCCACGAUCGACCAGCUUUUACCCCUGACGGUACGACAGUUCUCUUACAGGACAUUUCCACCAACCCCCACACAUUAGGCCUCUGGAAUAUCGCCCAACGUGCGUUCCAUCAGACACUGGAGGGUCAAAUUGAUGAGCUUUUGGCAUCAGCAAUCUCACAUGACGGCCAGAUAGUUGCAACUGGGUCCGAUACAGGUAUAUUGAGGUUAUGGAACCCGGCUUUGAAUCUGACAGUGCAAUCCCAAAUCAAAGUAUGUGAUGGUUCUAUCCAAUCUUUAGCCUUUUCACCUCGCGACGACCUGCUAGCAUCGUGCUCUGGCCAUGUCGGGGCCAAGGUAUGGAAUGUGAAAGAUGGUUCGCUAAUUCACUCUCUUGACGAUCUCUCUUUAUCGGUGGCAUUCUCCUACAAUGGUGAAUUGGUCGCCUCUUGCAGCUGGUUUGGCACAGCUAAACUAUGGAACAGUACUUCAGGGAAGUUAGAGUACGAGCUGAAUCGUGUUCGCACUUUCGCUUUCUCUCCCAAUGGCGAAUUUGUUUCUGGUACGAGCGAUGGCAUUGUACGCCUGUGGGACUUACGAGUCGGCAAUCGAGACUCGACUCCCUUUUCUAAUUCCAACUCGGCUCUUUCUGUACAUGCCUUACCCGGUUGUGAACUAAACUCGGUUCUUUCGAUUACUUAUGACGGCUCAAAACUCUGGGAUAUCCCCUCAGGCACUCCACAGCAUCAGCUCGAAGCUCUCGAAGAUCCCAUUUUUGAUCCUAGGUUCUCUGACGACGGCCGUCUCAUUGCAGGUGUUGUCAAUAGAACAGUCAAGGUCUGGGAUACAAGCAGUGGGAAACUAAUCCGGGAGUUGCAGAUCACGGAUAUUGAGGAUUGGGGUAUUGACGAUUACAUCAACGUGGAGAUUGCCUUCCGGCCGGAUGGCAAGAUCAUUUCAUGGUCCCUGGACAGCCUGGAGUUUCAGGUAUGGGACCCAUUUUCGGGGAAACAAAUCGAAACUUUCACCGACUCAAUUGAGCUGUGCUCUUUUAUAGUCUCCCAUGAUGGUCACCUGCUAGCUGUCACUGACGGUAGGAAAGUCAGCAUUCGUGAACCUUCAACAGGGAAGCACUUCUACCUAGAGAAAUCAUUUGAAUCCUGUUUGAUGAUGGCCCUUUCGCCGAACGACAUGAUCCUGGCUACUCUUUCACUGAGCCGUGGUAACCUCAUUGUGGAUUUGUGGGACUUGCCAACACAUGAAUUGCGUAGCUCUCUCAAUGUCGCUGGACGCAAAAUUCAAUUUUCCGAGGAUGGCAAAUGUUUCUGUACCGGUCAUGAAAUAUAUCACAUAGAAACUGACGCUGAGGGGCAUUUGGUCUCUGUAGCUGCUGAUGUUGAUCCAAUACGUGUGAAAGAUGGAUGGGUGUGCCUCGGUGAGGAUAAGGUUCUCUGGCUUCCUGAUGAAUAUCGGCCAAAGAGCGACUGCGAGAAUCUUUGCAUCAAAGAUUCUACAUUUGUGCUUGGAUCUCAUUCCGGCCAUCUCUUAUUUAUUGGUUUUGACAUGCAUGCUAAACGAUAUGCUUGA
Messenger RNA from Aspergillus niger, 4653 nucleotides. RefSeq lists its product as uncharacterized. The transcript is spliced from 2 exons. The coding region runs from base 1 to 4653 and encodes 1550 amino acids. NCBI's taxonomy places the organism in Eukaryota, Fungi, Ascomycota, Eurotiomycetes, Eurotiales, Aspergillaceae. The record is from RefSeq and is a predicted model, not a curated record. Gene Ontology annotation, molecular function: protein binding.